This is a messenger RNA of Trichechus manatus latirostris (Florida manatee), 830 nucleotides long. RefSeq names its product zinc finger and SCAN domain-containing protein 32-like. Gene Ontology annotation, biological process: regulation of transcription by RNA polymerase II. NCBI's taxonomy places the organism in Eukaryota, Metazoa, Chordata, Mammalia, Sirenia, Trichechidae. The record is from RefSeq and is a predicted model, not a curated record. Gene Ontology annotation, molecular function: RNA polymerase II cis-regulatory region sequence-specific DNA binding; DNA-binding transcription factor activity, RNA polymerase II-specific.
AUGGUGUCUGAUCCUAGAAUUUCUAUUGGGAAGAAAGCCUGUAAACAUCUCAUGUGUGGGAAAAACUGCUCUCAGAGCUCCUCCUUCCCCUACACGCCAGUGCCCAGACUGGAAAAAGCCCCUAAAUGUCAUGAAUAUGGAAAAAGCUUUAGCCGAGGUUCUCAUCUUGUUCGGCAUCACAGAAUCUACACAGGAGAGAAGCCUCACAAGUGCACUGAAUGUGGGAAAGGCUUUAGUGAGCACUCCAAUCUCACUACCCACCUCAGAACUCACAGAAGGGAGAGACCCUACUGGUGUGGGAAAUGUGGGAAAAGCUUCAACCAGAGCUCUAGCCUCAUUGUCCACCAGAGGACCCACACUGGGGAGAAGCCUUGUCUGUGUACCAUAUGUAGAAAGAGGUUCAACAACAGUUCCCAGUUCAAUGCUUACCAGUGAGGCCAUGCUGGGGAGAGCCCAUACAAGUGUGUGGAGUGUGGGAAAAGCUUUAACAUCAGUUCCCACUUCAGUGCCAACCAGAGAACCCACACUGGGGAAAAGCCUUACAAGUGCUCUCAGUGUGAGAAAAGCUUCAUAAAGAAGUCUAGACUCACCCACCAUAAGGAAAUUCCCAUGAAAGAGACACUCACAUCACAGGAAGGAAGAGAAGUGUUACAUAAGUGUGUAGGAAACCUGACAGGUCAAUUCUUUAGACCAAUAUGUGCUUCUUAGAGCUUCCUUCUGUUUGUAGGAAGAUAUAUUAGCCAUUUGACAACUGGAGCUUAAGAACCAUGUCCAGGAAUAGAAAAAGGAAUAAGAAUGCUGAACUCCCUUAGCUCCACUCAUGACUCCAA